CGUCUUUGACCCCGUCCCUGCUUCUCUUCCCCGGCCGCAUCCUCCUCCAGGUGUCCUGCCCCUUUCCCGCAUCACUGUCUUCCCUCUGCCCCUCUCCCCUAUCUCGAUCCUCCUCUCUACCUCUUUACCCCCAGUCUGUCCCCCCUCGCCCUCCUCCGUGGCCGAGCAGAGCCAGGCCCCAGACGGCGGGAAGGCGGCCGGGCGUCCGGCCGGGCUGGGCCUCGGCCUGGCGGCUGGGCCGGUGUGGGGAGCGGCAGCUGUUUGCCAUUAGCCGGGGACCCCGCAGGCCCCGCCCCCUCCCUGCACGGGGCGGGGUCACCCCUGCCGGGGUCUUUGGGUCGGAGAGACCCCAGAGACGUCCAGGUUUGGCUGGGAGUGGGGCUGGAAAGAGACUCCGCCGGACAUUCGGGCCCGCCUGGGACCCUGCACCCCCUUACCUGUCCCCUCUUGGAGUGUCUCGCCUCCCAUUCUCUCCAUCUCUCUCCUAUCCUGCUUUUCCUUCUCUAUAUCCCAGGGGUCCCAUAGAGGGAGAGGGGCUUCAGCCACAGACACCCUUCCUCACCACCCCGCCCACCCCGCUCUGCUUUCUCGACCUGUGGUCAUCCGCGCACGUAGAGGGCGGUCCGAUGGCUGGAGACCCUCAGACCUCAGUCUCUCUUGGAAACGGGCAGAGGGAUGUGGCAUUGGGAGGUGGGGGUGGUGUGGCCAAUAGUGGGGAAUCUGCCAGGCUUAGGUUCGAGUCCAGACCCAGCCACUUCCCCCUCCGGUGACCCUGGGCAAGUCACUGUGCGUUUCUGUGCCUACCCCGCCCCCCAUUCCUUAUUUGCAAAACAGAGCAAUCAAUAACUGUGUGCCUGAUGGGGACGUUGUGAUCAAAUGAGCUGCUGGGGUGAUUAUUACAGUUAUUACUAUUAUUUGCCCCACCACUUUUCACCUCCAGGGGCCCCCACAGGCUAUGCCAGUCCUGCUUCCUGCCACCAGUCUGUCUCAGGUGUCCAGAAAAGAGUUUUGAUCACCUCCCAGGCGUUGAAAGACAAAGACGUGAAGAAAGACGGAGAGAGAAGUGGAGCGAGGCACAGAGAGACAGAACGUGGAGAGAGGCAGAGAAGCGUGGAGAGACUAAGCAAGACACUAAGCAAGGGACGAGCAGGGUGUAAGACAAGGACAAGCCCGGCUGCCCCGGAGCCCCAGCCCCGCCUUCAUGCCCGGCAAGUGCCCCACCUGGCCCAUCCUCCCAGGUAAGCCUCAGCCCAAGCUGCAGGUGAUCUGAGUCACAGACCCCAAGUGACUCUUGAGGAGCUUCUGCAGACCAGAGGAUGGCCCAAGUCCUGCACGUGCCAGCUCCCUUCCCAGGGACCCCUGGUCCAGCCUCCCCACCCGCCUUCCCUGCCAGGGAGCCUGACCCACCGUACUCUGUGGAGACGCCCUAUGGCUACCGCCUCGACCUGGACUUUCUCAAGUAUGUGGAUGACAUCGAGAAAGGCCACACGCUUCGGCGCGUGGCCGUGCAGCGCCGGCCCCGCCUCAGCUCACUGCCCCGAGGUCCUGGCUCCUGGUGGACCUCCACCGAGUCUCUGUGCUCUAAUGCCAGUGGGGACAGCCGCCACUCGGCCUAUUCCUACUGCGGCCGCGGCUUCUACCCGCAGUACGGUGCCCUAGAGACCCGCGCCGGCUUCAACCCGCGCGUGGAACGCACGCUGCUGGAUGCCCGACGCCGCCUGGAGGACCAGGCAGCUGCGCCCACCGGCCUGGGCUCCCUGACCCCCAGCGCAGCAGGCUCCACCAGCUCAUUGGUGGGCGUGGGGCUGCCACCCCCGACGCCACGGAGCUCGGGACUGUCCACACCCGUGCCUCCUAGCGCCGGGCACCUGGCCCACGUGCGGGAACAGAUGGCGGGUGCCCUGCGGAAGCUGCGGCAGCUGGAGGAGCAGGUGAAGCUGAUCCCCGUGCUCCAGGUGAAGCUAUCCGUGCUGCAGGAGGAGAAACGGCAGCUCACGGUGCAGCUCAAGAGCCAGAAAUUCCUGGGCCAUCCCACGGGGGCCCGGGGCCGCAGCGAGCUCUGCCUGGACCUCCCAGAGCCCCCCGAAGAUGCAGUGACGCUCGAGACCAGGAGCGUGGGCACCUGGGUCCGAGAGCGGGACUUGGGUGUGCCUGACGGGGAGGCAGCCCUCGCCGCUAAGGUCACGGUGCUGGAGACCCAGCUCAAGAAAGCGCUGCAGGAGUUGCAGGCGGCUCAGGCCCGGCACGCGGACCCCCAGCCCCAGGCCAGGCCACCACCAGACAGCCCGAUCCGAGUGGACACUGUCCGGGUGGUAGAGGGGCCGCGGGAGGUGGAGGUGGUGGCCAGCACGGCUGCCGGAACCCCUGCACAGCGGGCCCAGAGUCUGGAGCCCUAUGGAACAGGGCUGCGGUCCCUGGCACUGUCUGGAGGGGUGGAGAGCCCUGCCGUGUUCCGUAGCCACGAGCUCCUAGAGACCGCGUUCCCAAUAUCUGCUGCGCCCGCCGGCAACGUUCACCUGGUGAAGAAGAUCAGCAUCACGGAGCGCAGCUGCAGUGACCCAGCAGGUCUCCCACAGGCCCCUGCGGAGUCAUCCUCGUCGCCCCCAGGGGUGGCGGCCACGUCCCUGGCACAGCCUGAGAAGAAGGCAGGUCGAGCGCUCGCCCGCGAAGCUGCCAACUCGGAGCCCGCCAGGCAGGCACCCUCGUGCGAGUCCGCGGAGGCGGGGGGCGCAGGCGAGCCCCCGGCUGGCGUGCGGUCCAUCAUGAAGCGCAAAGAGGAGCCCGCGGACCCCCCAGCCCACCGGAGGAGCCUGCAGUUUGUGGGGGUCAAUGGCGGAUACGAGUCCUCCUCGGAGGAUUCCAGCACAGCAGAGAACUUCUCAGACAACGAGAGCACAGAGAACGAGGCCGCGGGACCAGAGGAGAGGGUUCCAAGUGUGGCCGAAGCCCCCCAGCUCAGGCCCUCGGGGACAGCGGUGGCCAAGACCGGCCAGGAGGAGUGCCAGCCAUCUCGGGAGCCUCAGCAUGUGCUGGUGGAGGAGGGGGUGUCAGGAGCGAAUGCAGAGGAGGAGAUCCGGAUGGAACUAAGCCCCGACCUCAUCUCAGCCUGCCUGGCCCUGGAAAAGUAUCUGGACAACCCCAAUGCCCUCAGUGAGCGGGAGCUGAAAGUGGCCUACACCACGGUGCUACAGGAGUGGCUGCGUCUGGCCUGCCGCAGCGACGCCCACCCUGAGCUUGUGCGGCGCCACCUGGUCACGUUCCGGGCCAUGUCGGCGCGGCUGCUGGACUACGUGGUCAACAUCGCCGACGGCAAUGGCAACACCGCUCUACACUACUCCGUGUCCCACGCCAACUUCCCCGUGGUGCGGCAGCUGCUGGACAGCGGUGUCUGCCAGGUGGACAAGCAGAACCGCGCUGGCUACAGCCCCAUCAUGCUCACUGCCCUGGCCACUCUGAAGACCCAGGACGACCUCGAGACCGUGUUGCAGCUCUUCCGGCUCGGAGAUGUCAAUGCCAAAGCCAGCCAGGCGGGGCAGACAGCCCUCAUGCUGGCGGUCAGCCAUGGGCGGGUGGAUGUGGUCAAAGCCCUGCUGGCCUGUGAAGCGGACGUCAAUGUCCAGGAUGAUGACGGUUCCACAGCCCUGAUGUGCGCCUGUGAGCACGGCCACAAGGAGAUCACGGGGCUCCUGCUGGCUGUGCCCAGCUGUGACAUCUCGCUCACUGACCGCGACGGGAGCACAGCUUUGAUGGUGGCCUUGGACGCGGGGCAGAGUGAAAUUGCAUCCAUGCUCUACUCCCGCAUGAACAUCAAGUGCUCGAGCAGGCGUCGUAGUCAGAUACACAAUACACAAGACGACGUAUCAGAGCCAGGUGAUGGUAACUGCCGGAAAGAAAUCUAAAACAAGUUUGCCCCGAUGCCAGAUGACGAAAGUCCUGCGUCAUCCUCUGCCGAAGAGUAGCCGGGAGGGAGGCCCGGGGGGGGGGCCAGCCAGCCCCAGAGCGAACCGUCCCUCCUCCCUCGUCUCCUCCCUCCUCCCUCGCCGGCACCCCCCCCCCAUACCCACCAAGGCCCGAGUCACAAAGGCAAGUGGGAUUUUCUUCUGCUUCCCAGGAGGAGCCCCCAACAGCAACAUGACUCCAGCUUUAUAGCGGGUUUUUCCUGGUACACCAGUUCAAAGCAGCCGCGGUGCAGACCGGAGCUAAAUUCUUACAUAAAUUGGCGCCAGCGGCCGAGGCCGGGGCGUGGGUUUAUGAAGAACGUUGAGAACAAUCAACUGACAAUUACGGACGGAGGAGGGUGAAAGGGAAAAAUACUGUAUUUUUGAAUCAUUGUGGGGGGGGGGUGGGAAUCGUAUUACUUGUUGCCAGAUCUGAAAGUCACUGGAAUCGCAUAGUUUCAUUUUAAUCCUGAAUGUUGUUACGCACGGGUCACGUCCGGAGUGGCUUAACGCCCCCCUCGCACACCCCACAUUUAAUUGUCUGGUAUAUAAUAGUGUUUUGUCCACUACCCCCUGCCCCCCGCCCUGCCCUCCCCAGACAGCUUUCUUGGGGGGGAACUGUCUUCUGGUCUCUUCGCAAAACAGAUUCUGUCCUUGUCCCCCAGGGCAGGGAACUCAGUCCUUUUUGUUCUGCUGUCUCGCUGCCACUGCCUGUGUCACCCCCAGUCAAGUGGGGGGGGGGGGGGGGCGGCGGGGCGUCUCAGGACCCUGCGGCCGAGACAUCGAGAGAUCACCCAGAAAUCCGUCCCCUCCACGCGUGGAGGCCCUGGCAAAUACUAAUUUUCCUAGAAAAUCCUUCAGACCUGGGGACUCAGGAAAUGAAUCCGGUUCCCAGAGCAGCUGUUUGAGUCCCCGGGCUUAGAACCCUGGUAGCGGGCCGUCCUCAUCCUCCCCAGACUCCACAAUUUCUCCCCGCAAAGGGGGAAAAAAAAAAGACAAAACAGGACAUGUACUUGCUGGCAGAACACAGGGCAAGCUCCAGAAACUCCAUGUGCACACAAUUAAAAGUUGGCUGCCCCCCUGAGGGCUCCCAGUGCAAA
This is a messenger RNA of Acinonyx jubatus (cheetah), 5038 nucleotides long. It is a transcript of the gene KANK2, whose product is annotated as KN motif and ankyrin repeat domains 2. Gene Ontology annotation, cellular component: cytoplasm. The record is from RefSeq and is a predicted model, not a curated record. The transcript has 14 exons. NCBI's taxonomy places the organism in Eukaryota, Metazoa, Chordata, Mammalia, Carnivora, Felidae. Gene Ontology annotation, molecular function: protein binding. The coding region runs from base 1317 to 3899 and encodes 860 amino acids. Gene Ontology annotation, biological process: negative regulation of transcription by RNA polymerase II; negative regulation of G1/S transition of mitotic cell cycle; negative regulation of vitamin D receptor signaling pathway.